AAUGGAAUGCCCGCGGCCGGAAUCGAACCUGAGACACUUCCCGCCAUGCCAUCCAACGGCUCAGAGCUGUCGCAUACGUGGCAGGCAAUCAACGGCUCUCCUUUGGUUUCAUGGGGAAGCUAUGGCGAUGGUGGUGGCGCGCGUCCUCGCGGUCGAAGUAGGGCUCCUGGCGAGGAAUUGAUCGCAGCCCAAGUCGGGAAUCGGUGGGGAUCAGCUGCCCAGGUGGAGAAUUUGCGUCGAAGAUUGGCGAAAUCGAUGAUGCACUUCCGGAGCUUCGAAGAGUUCUGGCCCUUUUACAUGAAUCAGCACUCCAAGCCGACGACGCGGCGAUUGCAUUUCUUGGGCACGAGCUGCGCGACGAUCCUGCUGGUGGGCGCGCUGCUGAUUAAGUGGUGGCUCUUCUUCCUGGUGCCAGUGGUGGGCUAUGGAAUGGCGUGGUACAGCCAUUUCUUCGUGGAGGGCAACACGCCGGCCACAUUUGGGCACCCGCUCUGGUCGUUUAUGUGCGAUUGCAAGAUGUUUGGAUUGAUGCUCACUGGAAACAUGGACAAGGAGAUCAAGCGCUUGGGGAAGAGGCCAAUCUCACAGGAGGGUGGUGGAGCAGCCCGCAAGGAAUGAAAUUUUCUUCCAACUUUCAGAUGAUUAGCCGUUUGAUUUGAUGAUCCCGUUUGUAUAUAAAGCCGCCGAUCCCAUCGCUGUUUAUAGCCCACUCUUAUCUCUGGAGAUUCUAUCAUCUAUCCAUUUCAUCCGCUAAAAUCUACUGCUAGUUACAAGAUUUAUAUGUCCAUUCUGGCGGCCAUAGCCUAACCGCUUGCAACCACCGUAGAGAAUUCCCUCCUCUCAUUCUUCCCUAAAAAAGAUUCUCAGCCAACUAGGGCUACUUUGGGGGCCCGAUCGAGUCUGCGCUUUCUUGGGUCCUCAGUCACGGGCAUUUGGAGACGUGGGUCGCGCCCCUCGCAAUCGCCCACAUCGCCAUUCCUCUCCUCCAUUCCUCCAAGCUUUCAUUCCUUCCUUGGUUAUGUUUAUAAGCAGGCUCUUUGAAAGACAGAGGAAGCCAAGAGAAAGCUUUCCAGCGUUAAAAGGUACCUAGAAGAAAAAGGCUUCUCCCUCUCUCGAUUCUCAUACCAAAAGAAAGGAAGAAAGGAUCACAGCGAUAGCAAGGAAAGGAAAAAAAAAUUCUCCGGAGCUAUGACAGUAGCUAAGGUACAUCCGCUAAACAGGAGGCAAACGAUGGUCGUCGUCUAUGAUAUCGAGGCCGCCGCUAGCGCCGUUCCAUCCACCGUGACGAGCAGCAAGCCACUCAAGCGGAUGCCACACCUGUUUGCCAAAGUUCUCCAGCUCCCCUUUCGAUCUGACAAGGACGUCGAGGUCCACGAGACUCCAGAGUGUUACAUGUUUGCGAUCCAGCACUCGGGCCUGGCGGCGGAGGAUGUCCGGGUCCAAGUUCUCGAGAUCGUCCCUGGAGCUGUCAAAGUGGUGGUCGGGCUGCUAUCUUCUUCUUCCGACGAGAAUCAGGUCGACUGCUGGAGGUUUCGGCUCCCACCCACGACCUCGCCAGAGGCGACCCGGGUGGAGUACUCGGACGAAGUUCUCCUUGUCACGGUUCCAAAGAUCGAAGCCGGGGGUCUGGACAGACUUGUGGCUCCUGCCUGAGAUGGUCACCACCGUAGAGUUUUCUCUUGUAGCAUAUCUCAUCUGGAAUAAAGUCUGGUUUUCCCGUC
Selaginella moellendorffii is the source of this 1721-nucleotide messenger RNA. RefSeq lists its product as uncharacterized. The record is from RefSeq and is a predicted model, not a curated record. The transcript has 2 exons. Lineage: Eukaryota; Viridiplantae; Streptophyta; Lycopodiopsida; Selaginellales; Selaginellaceae. Bases 7 to 618 code for a protein of 203 amino acids.